This is a messenger RNA of Kazachstania africana CBS 2517, 267 nucleotides long. RefSeq names its product mitochondrial 54S ribosomal protein bL36m (gene RTC6). Gene Ontology annotation, biological process: ribosome biogenesis; translation. The transcript has a single exon. Gene Ontology annotation, cellular component: mitochondrial large ribosomal subunit; ribosome. The record is from RefSeq and is a predicted model, not a curated record. Gene Ontology annotation, molecular function: structural constituent of ribosome. The coding region runs from base 1 to 267 and encodes 88 amino acids. Lineage: Eukaryota; Fungi; Ascomycota; Saccharomycetes; Saccharomycetales; Saccharomycetaceae.
AUGUUCUGUCGUUCAUUAGUCUCGAGGGCUUCGGUACUGAGAACCGUGACUUUCCGUUCAUUCAGUACGUUUACUUGUACAACUCCGCCAAUUAGGCUACUGACAUCUUUAUGGAAACCUUCUCUUUAUUUACUCCAACCAACAAGAGGUUUCAAAGUGCGCAGCUCUUUGAAAAAAUUCUGUAAAGAUUGUUAUAUAGUUAGAAGGAAAGGUAGAGUCUACGUUUAUUGCAAAUCUAACAAGAGACAUAAGCAACGUCAAGGUUAG